AAUACGUUAAUCUGUAUGUUUAUACUUUCUGUAUCUACUUGUUUAGCCACAGACCCAUGCCUCAGCUCACCAUGUAUCAAUGGAAGGACAUGUGAGAAGGCUUCCGGUACAAACGGCUUCCGUUGUAGAUGUAAGGUCGGAUUCCAGGGACUAUCUUGUGAAAAAGAAUGUGAACAAAAGAGUCUCGACAUUCUUCUCAUAGAAGAUGUUUCUACAUCAAUCGGGGAAGAAAAUUACAAGAAAAUAAAGGACUUUGAAGUUGAAUUGGUCAGUGCUUCUCACAUCGUGUCCGAAACCGUAAAUGUGGCUCUGAUGACCUUUGCAGGAAAGGCAAAGUUGGUGUUUCCACUCAAGUCAUACCGGGACAACAAAACAGCUGCUGUUCAAGCAGUUAGCGUUCCCCAAAAUGAAGGCGGUUCGACGUUCCUUGGUGAUGCUAUCAAUAUGGCUGUAUCUGAUGUGUUUGUCGAGAGCAAUGGCGACCGCCCUGAUGCUGAAAAUGUAGUAAUCCUAUUUACGGAUGGCCAAAGUGGUAAAUCGUCUGUCAUUUCCAAGAACAUUGAAAGUCUUCAUGCAGAGGCAACUGUCUUUGUUGUUCUCAUGACCGCAGGAGUAAACAAUGCUACCAUAAGCAUGGUUCCGUCUCCUCCCUAUAAAGACCAUGUCUUCCUUUUAAGCAAUCCUCUGGCCCUUGAUAAAAUCAAGGAGAAAACCAUCUAUGAGAGGUGCGGAUUGACCAUGAUCUGAGAGUUCCGAGAAUAAACCUCAUGUAAGCCAUAA
Molecule: messenger RNA, 780 nt
Organism: Haliotis rubra (blacklip abalone)
Lineage: Eukaryota; Metazoa; Mollusca; Gastropoda; Lepetellida; Haliotidae
Product: cartilage matrix protein-like
Exons: 2
Coding region: 16-747 (243 amino acids)
Source: RefSeq, a predicted model, not a curated record